CAAAGCAUUAAGGAGAAUUUCAAAUCUGUUUGACAUAGAGACAAUAGAGUUUGAAAAGGAAUAAGGAAGGAGUAAAAUUCUGGUGCACGACGGCGGCGCCCCCAACGAAGGUUUCAUUCCUAUUCAAAAGGGGGAGUCAUCGAUAAAGAGUGCUUCCAAAUACCAAAUGGCUUCGAUUCAUGAUUUCAAGUCAUUGAUAUUGCCGACAAUCCGCACUUUCACCCUAUUUUUCUUCGUAUUUUUGACCGGAACUCUUUCAUCUCCGCAACUUCAAUGGAACAAGGUAAGCCACUCGGCGUCUCCGUCGAUUUACGAUCUCCUUCAGACUCACGGUCUUCCUAUGGGCAUAUUCCCGAAGGGAAUCUCCGAUUAUUCCCUUGAUCCAAGUUCCGGAAGGUUCGAGCUUCGGCGCGCUCGGUCCUGCGCCGCUCAGUUCGAGACGGAUGUCUGGUAUGACGUCUCCGUCACCGGAACCCUUAGCUACGGCCAGAUUUCGAACCUUUCCGGUAUCGCGGCCCAGGAGCUAUUCCUCUGGUUUCCUGUGAAUGAAAUUCGGGUCGAUAUCCCCAGCUCUGGAUUGAUUUACUUUGAUGUCGGCGUCGUUUCAAAGCAAUUCUCCUUGUCUCUUUUCGAAAUUCCCCAGGACUGUACGGCCAUUGAUACUGAGUACCUCUCUUCUUCGUCUUCACUUUCGUCCUUGCCAUUGCCGUCGCAGGGAAACCUCAUGUCGUUCAACGAUCGUGGCCAGAUAAUUGAGAAUAAAUCAAGAAAACUAGUGAAACAAAGUUUUCAAUGGCAUACUGGGCGAGCUGUAUCCUAACUUAGAGGAGGGGCGAAGGAAGUAUGGCCAAACUGAAAUGGAGGGAGGAUACAACACACUUCUAUUCUUUUAGGUAAAAAACAUAAAUGGUGAGAUAACUAGUGGUAUUGAUUCAUGUUAGUAUAGUAACUAUUGAAUGAAUGAAUUUGGCAUCCAAGUAUAUUUAUUUCUCUCAUUCAUUGGUACCAUUUGAAAAUCUGGCCGAAAUCAUAUGACUUAUCAUCCUUAAAUAGAUGUACAUUUCCUAAAAAUUAAUGUGUAAAUAGUUAAUUCAUUCCUAUAAUCGGUGUAACCCAGACAGGAUCUAUUGGUCCAACUCACAAGACGACUUGACACAUAACUAAUAUAGUCAUUGGACAUAUUAGAGUUGUGCUCAACUUGUGAUCAUUAACUAGGUGGAUUAAUUAAGUACGCAUAUGUUUGGUGAAAACACGUGAUAUUAAGGUUACUAGGUUAGAUUACAUUGGUUGGAAUUUGAAGUGGUACCCAUUGAAUUUGACAAUUAAAUGUAUUUAAGAUGUUGAUUUUCUUGAUUGUGUAGUCACGUUACAAAAUGAAUCAAUAUCAUUAGUUAAAGUAUCAUUUAUGCAUUUUAUCCGAUUUCUCCCUUUUAAUCCAAAGAGGCAGCUGAUAUGUUUGACGGGGUGGCAUUGCAUCAUGUUUGGCCAGUAUCUUUUUUUUAUAUAAUUGGAAUGAGAACAGAAAAGUAGAACCUGAGGUUUGAAGUUACUACAAGCCGAUCUCACAACUCAUAACUAUUAUGUAUGUAACUCUGUGUAUGUAUGGAUUUCUGCGCAUAUCAGAUUGGCUUGGUAUUUCCAUUUCAGAGUUUUUGGAAUUCCAUGAAAUAUAGUGUCAUCGGUUAAGAAUGUUGUGUGUUCCUUAAAAUUCUUAGUAUCUCAACUUUCAGCAGCUUAUGAAUUACUCCGUAUGAUUUAUUAUCUUGAAUGGUGG
Messenger RNA from Cuscuta epithymum, 1774 nucleotides. NCBI's taxonomy places the organism in Eukaryota, Viridiplantae, Streptophyta, Magnoliopsida, Solanales, Convolvulaceae. The record is from the annotation of a GenBank genome assembly.